UUUAAGCUCGCGGCGGCCAUUUAGCGCCCUUUGCGGCGGCGGCGGCGUGUGGUGGUGGGCGUCGUCAGCAUCUGCCGCCAUCCGCCGUACUGGGCCGGCGGGAGCGAGGGAAGCUGUGUGCCGUGCCAGCAGCUAAGAAUUGAGCUGUGGUAGAGGCGGUGAAUGAUGCUGAGCUACUAACUGCAAACUGAAACAUGACUGAUACAGAUGAAUCCCAGGCUUCUGGCUCUGAUUACCCUGAUGCCCAAGCACUGGUGUGCAGUCGGCAGAGAGAACCAUAUAAAGUACACGCAUGUGAAACAAAUACACAAAUAGAGUGUUCACGUUCAAGGUCAAAGAAUGCUGCUCCUGAGGAGUCUUCAGAUGAGCAUAUCAGUAUAUGUAAAUCAUCAGCUGAGGUUUUCCUGGACAGAAGUGAUUCAGAAACUGGCAAUGAAUACCAUCCUGAGCGCUCCACUGUACCUUCAAAGCAAAAAGAGAGUUCUCGGCCUUCAAGGCAACAAGCAGGAUCUGUUGCAGGAGCGCCUGACGAUGAAAGUUCAGAUUCUUCUCUGUCUCCUCGAAGUCCAGUGAAAUCAUCGGACACUGAAAAGCAGAAGUCAAAAUUCAAUUUGAAAGCCAUUUUCGCCUAUCACUUCAGGGGAAAGAAGUUUAAGGCUGCUGCACACCGAAAAUACAGGGGUGGCUCAGGGAAGAAAAAGAAAAAGUACGAGAGCACACAGAUGCCUACGGGGAGGCCACCACUAACAGCCUCGCUACAGGAGCAGAAGAGGCGGCUUCUAGAUAGAGGUUUUCAGUUCCCUUUUGUGGAAAAAUAUUAUGGAAAGAAACACAUUCCCUUAAAGAUGGUUCUUGGCUAUGAGCAAGCAGCUGCAAAGGGAUAUUUCCAGUACAUUGAAGUGCUUAAAUAUGAAGAACAUCUCAAAAAGGCUUUACAAGCCCUUCAAGCUAGUGAAGACUUAGAAAGAGAAUGUCUGGCAGUACGGAAACACAAAUAUUUAGAUGAUGAAGGCCCCAUUUCCCCUAUCCCGGAGACUAAUGAUGAUGAUGACAGCUUGAAUUCUGAUAAUCAAGAAGACUUUGAUGCCAGAGUAGUGGAGAACAGCUCUUUCAUUAUAAGCAGCAAAAUUCCCAGUAAGAAAAAAUCAAAGCCAGAAAUGAAACGUGCUAAACCAAUUGAAGUGAUCGAGGUAGAGGAGGAAGAAGACUGUGCUGCUGAGAACUCUGGGCAUCUGCAAGGUUCACCUCAGUGAAAAGAAAACUAACAAAUGAGGUGGCAGUGGUCACUCUUCAGAUGUCUUUUUUGUGGCCUACUCAGUUUAAAACACUGGUCUGAAGUCAACAUUGAGCUAUCAGCCAAGCAACCUAGUCACCUUUGGUUUAAGUUUAUGUUGCUUUUGGAAGACGAAAUACUGCUCAGUUUUCUUGACGUGCAAGGUGAACACACCAGCUCUGCAGCAGUAAGCAGUUAUAACUUUCUUGGAGCGCUUGAAUUCUUACGUCUGUUUGCUGGCCUCCUGAUGUACUAAUCUGUUACCUCGGUGGACUUCCGUGGAAUGCGUUAGUGA
Molecule: messenger RNA, 1568 nt
Organism: Phalacrocorax carbo (great cormorant)
Lineage: Eukaryota; Metazoa; Chordata; Aves; Suliformes; Phalacrocoracidae
Source: RefSeq, a predicted model, not a curated record